AUGGGUUACAGAUAUGGGGCUUGGAAGUUGGAUCUAGGAAUGGAGAGUCUGGAAUACGAAGAUGCAGCAAAAUCACAUGCCCUCCCAAGUCCACGGAAAUUCAAAGACCCCAAACGCUCCCUUAUCAAAGCUGAAUGGCAAAAGCCAAGGAUUGGAUUGGCUUUCCUUCCAAGUUCCAAUUCAUCUACAAGAACGCGAAUUCCCCCGCGAUUCUUGUCAAGAUGUCCCCAUGGCAGCCUCGUCAUUUGCAUUCACAAAUCUGGUUCUGCUUUUGGCAAGAGGCUCCACUCUCAUCUAUGUUUCAUUCACGCGGCUGAGCUUUCUUUGGUCAACAAUUCUAAACUGCAUAGGAGGUUGGGCUGGUUGAUUAGGAGCAGCGCUGAUGGUAGUGGAUUGGGUCCGUCUCUUACAAAUAACACCAGCAGAGUUACCAGACUUGUUAGGGCUGUCCAAGCCAUUCUAAUCGGGUUGACUGCAAGAAUCAAGAAAAUAAGGAGAAACUUUCCGGUGAAGUUGCUAUUUUUCUUGGUGGGCUUUUACUGUGCAACUGCCUUAACCACAGUUAUCGGGCAAACGGGCGAUUGGGAUAUCUUGUCUGCUGCUUUGGCUGUGGCCAUUGUGGAAGGGAUUGGGGCUCUCAUGUAUCGGGGCCAUUCUCUUCCUCUGGUGAACAGGGUCAGGAGCUUGGUGGCGGUGUUCAAUUACUGGAAAGCCGGUCUUUCGCUGGGCUUCUUCCUGGAUUCGUUCAAGUAUGAAGUGGAAAACAUUGUUAACGUUGGCUUCAACAGCCCCUUUGAUUUCAAAAUAGAUAUAUGCCCUAAAUUCUUUUAGCUUCAGCCGCCUAUGUCCAAGCCCAAGCAUCAAUGAGCCGGCCCAACGCCGUUAGGGCCUUA
Molecule: messenger RNA, 893 nt
Organism: Diospyros lotus (date-plum)
Lineage: Eukaryota; Viridiplantae; Streptophyta; Magnoliopsida; Ericales; Ebenaceae
Exons: 4
Coding region: 1-831 (276 amino acids)
Source: RefSeq, a predicted model, not a curated record